This is a messenger RNA of Trichogramma pretiosum, 3354 nucleotides long. It is a transcript of the gene Dfd, whose product is annotated as homeotic protein deformed. Gene Ontology annotation, cellular component: nucleus. The transcript is spliced from 2 exons. Bases 848 to 2515 code for a protein of 555 amino acids. Gene Ontology annotation, biological process: anterior/posterior pattern specification; regulation of transcription by RNA polymerase II. Lineage: Eukaryota; Metazoa; Arthropoda; Insecta; Hymenoptera; Trichogrammatidae. The record is from RefSeq and is a predicted model, not a curated record. Gene Ontology annotation, molecular function: RNA polymerase II cis-regulatory region sequence-specific DNA binding; DNA-binding transcription factor activity, RNA polymerase II-specific.
UUCAGCUUGGCAGUGCAAAGGAGCAGACGCCAGUUUUGGAGCGUGCGGAGAGAUCUGUUGCUGCCUGAGUCGAUCCGUUGCGUCGAGUAUUUUUUUCUCGUUUUGCAUUCGAUACUUGCUAGUCAAAUAUCUCUGCGAGUGAAGAAUAAAUUUAAAAAAAAUUGCAUGAGUUCAGUGAACGAGUUCGUUGAGACGACGCAUUGUAAAUGUAUAAAAAAAAAGUGUGAUUAUUAAAAUUCACCCGCAAUAAAUAAAGAGUCCAAAAAAGCCGAUAAGAGUGACGUUGUUGGAGCGAACGCGCGAGUGUAUGUGUGUGUGUAUUGGAGCAGCGCCACAAUCUCACAUGUUGCACGCGAACCAGCGAUCUAUCAUGGUUGCAGACGCGCCUCGUCGCUGAUUCGCUCUCUACCAAAUCACGUGAUACAUGGUAAUAGAAGUUCAAGUGGGCGGAGCAUAGUGAUAUCGUUCUCUCUCUCUCUUUCUCUUUCUAUCUCUCUCUCUUUCUCUUGUGCUUGGUUUCGGUGCGAGGCAACAUUUUGUAGAACAGCGUCGAAAUCAUAUGUGAGACCGUGUCCGUAAUAGCUACUUGCUUCGGAAUAGUGAGACGGCCAGUAAGUGAGAUUCAGUGGAACAUCAAUGUGCUUCAGUAAUAUUUUAGUAAUUUUUAAUCACUCUGAUUCAAAAAUAUUUCCCGGAGAAAUCAGUUGGUUUUUGUUAGUUCACGCAGUGCUGUGAGUGUUGUGUUGAAACGUGUGUAACGAUCUCCAUAAUUGAAACUGUCUUCAGUUGAUCUUAGUUUUACUAAAGCUAUUUGCCGAAGCGAUUGAACCGAGAGGAUAAAAAAGUCAUGAGCUCGUUUUUAGUGAAUCCGUCUUCGGGUGGUGCCUACCACCACCAACCGGGACAUCAACAAGCGAUAACGCAUCAUGCGGCUGAAGAUUUUUUUCCCUCGCAUCUCACUCAAAAUUUUGGGGACUUCGCUGGAACGAGUCACCAUUUGAAUCAUCAACCGUCUCAGUUUCAAUACGGAUAUGCCACCCAUCAACAAACGGCAGGCGGUGCCCAUUAUGGAGCUGGGGCUACCAUGCCGCUGAGCCCAUACCAGUACGGUACAUAUUAUAGCUCUCAUCACGCCCAACAAGUUUCUACGAUGCAUCACACGAGUAUGAUGCCGCAUCAUCAACAAACAUCAUUGUCAAUGUCACCGCCAGUGCAACAAACAUGCCCUACAGGAAUGCAGCAACAUCAGCAUCAGCAACAACAACCACAGCAGCAGCAGCAACAGCUGCAACAUUUAGCUGCUUCAUCGGUAUUGAACACACCGACGGUAUCGCCGGUGCUGAUGUCGAAUCAUGCCCAAACGAAAAAUAUUCAAAAUCAUAGUCAGCAACAGUCCCAGUCGAUGGACGGCAAAGUUUGCAGCCCAAACGGUGCGAUGCACACGUCGUCUCGUUCGCCGGAAUCACAGUCUCAACAAGUUCACCAGCAACAAUCGCAUCAGCAGCAGCAGCAGCAACAACAGUCGCAACAAAACCUCCUCGCGGCUCAACAGCAGCAGUCCAUGCAAAACAGCCAACAGUCGUCGAAUAUAAGUCAACAACAACAACAACAAGCACAGCAGCAAACUUUGAACUCGCUUCAGCAGCACGCGAUUCUACAAGCUGCCCAAAUGACACAGAGCCAAAGUCUUCCCAGAUCAUCGACUAUAUCGGAUCUGUCGGAUCAAGAUGAUUUGGAUGACGAUGAUAUGUUGGAUGGUACGACCGAGAUGGGCGAGGACGACGAAGAAGAAGAUGAAAAUGGCGACAGAGUCAUAUACCCCUGGAUGAAAAAAAUCCAUGUCGCUGGAGUCGCCAAUGGAUCGUUCCAACCUGGCAUGGAACCAAAGCGCCAGCGAACGGCCUACACAAGGCAUCAAAUACUCGAGCUAGAAAAAGAAUUCCACUAUAAUCGUUAUCUGUCCCGCAGACGACGCAUCGAAAUAGCUCACACGCUCGUUCUUACGGAACGCCAGAUAAAAAUAUGGUUUCAAAAUCGAAGGAUGAAGUGGAAGAAAGACAACAAGUUACCUAAUACGAAAAAUGUCCGUCGAAAAGUGGCCAACGGCCAGCCAACGUCGCCGACGAAAAAAUCCAAGUCUUCGAAAAAUAACAAUAGCGCGCAAAGUAAAAAUCAAAAUCCACAAGUUUCGCCGCAAAGUAUGGACAGCGGAGUGGAAGAAGGCAUUGGUGGAAAUAUGUCGAAUUUAGUCGACGGCCAGCACGACGUCAAACCUGCUCCACAAAACGAUGGAUUCGUGCCCCUUAUGAACAGUUUCCAAAAUCCUCAAAAUCCACUGGCUCAUUUGCAAGCACAAUUGAGCCAGUGUCCGUUGAUGGACGCGCCUACGAACAUGGUACAUAUGGGGUCCGGCAGUGUCAAUGCAUUGGUCCCGGCAAAAACGAGUCCCCAUGGGAUCGAGUCGAACAUUUCUCCAAUGGCUGUAAAGUCCGACUAUGGGCUUAUGGCGCUGUAACAGAAAAUCGAAAAUUCAGAGGACUUUUUAGCCCGAAAUCGUUUCGAUACUUACAUGGAUAUUUUCUUAAGAAAAUUGGAUGAAGAUUUGUCCGAAAAUGAUGUAUGCCGUGAAAGCAGAUAUCUUUAAUAGUAUUCACGUUGAGCGGUACAUGCAUCGAAAGUUUGCUGUUUCUGUACACCAACAAUGAACGUUAUUGCAUUGUACGUGAAAAAAAGCAUCAUAUUAGUCAGAAUAAAAUCAAAAUAAAAGCACGAGAUGAUGUUCAGUUCGUUGAAAAAGUUUCAAAAAAAUUUCCUAAACUUUUACUGAACAUCCUCUACAGCUAUGUAUAUAGAACUUUGUUAUAAGAUGUACAUAACGAUUAAUUGUACAAAAAUUGUUGCCGUGAUUUCUUAGAAUUUUUUUAUUCCUCAUAACCCUGUAAGCGAUGAAUGUUUAGUGAAACUAUGCUAUAUAGAUAUCAGUAAAAAUAAUACUAUUUCAAAUUAAUGCGAUAAAAAACAAAAUUAAUGAAAAAUCGUCUUUAAAAGUACAGUAGUUUCGCUAUAGGAUAAGUGUCUAAGAAAAUUUAAAGUGGAUGAACAUUUCAGUUUGAUGUUAUCGAUUAUGUUUCGAACUUUUUAUCUUUUUCAUCCAAAACGUUCCACUUCAAAAUUAUAAUGAAAUUUAUAAUGUUACUUAUUACGACACUUAUUUUAAUAUUUUUUGUAUAAAGUAUAGUAUUAAAAUGUAUACUGUGACGUGUAUUACGAUGUAAGUUACUACGGUGUUUCAUUAUAACAAAUAAAUUGUGGUCAAAUAUAAGUUAAUUCAAAUAAAACAUCAUUCAAUCCUGA